AUGGCUUCCGACGAGAUUGUCUUGUUCGACAUCCCGUCCAAGGCGCCGGUCGAGUCGUGGUCGCUGAACCCGUGGAAGACACGCCUCCUUCUCAACUAUAAGGGCCUGCACUACAGGACCGAAUGGCUCAACUACCCUCAAGUCAAGCCUCGGCUCGAGGGCCACGUCGCGCCCCACGCCCCAGGGACACACAUCGCGCCCUACACGAUCCCGACGAUCCGCCUGCCCGACGGCACGUACAUCGCCGACAGCCGCGCCAUCGCCGACACCAUCAGCGUGCUGCACCCGUCGCCACCGCUGCAGAUCGACUCGCCGCAGCUCGAGUGGCUCAUGGCCAACUACGGCCGCCUCAUGACCCCGUUCCGCGGCGUCUACCUGCCGCUGGUGCCGCGGCGCCUGCUCGCCGACGAGAGUGUCGCGUACUGGUACGAGUCCAAGGCGCGCGUCGCCGGCAAGUCCGUUGCCGACGUUGAGCGCGACGAGGGCGGGGAUGUGGCGUUCGCUGCCGUCGAGCCUUCUAUGAAGGAGGCCACGGCUAUGCUCAAGGAGAACCCGGCCGGGCCGUUCUUUGGCGGCGAGCAGGUCGGCUAUGUCGAUUUCUUCUGGGCCGCGUUCUUGCUGUUCGUCCGCCGCAUUGGCGAGGAUGUCUGGGAGAAACUGCUCGCGUGCUGCGGUGGCGACGGACGCGUCCAUGCGGAGCUGCUCGAGGCUGUCAAGCCUUGGUCGGAGCGCAGUACCUACUAG
Lasiosphaeria miniovina is the source of this 744-nucleotide messenger RNA. Its product is annotated as thioredoxin-like protein. The transcript has 4 exons. NCBI's taxonomy places the organism in Eukaryota, Fungi, Ascomycota, Sordariomycetes, Sordariales, Lasiosphaeriaceae. The record is from RefSeq and is a predicted model, not a curated record. The coding region runs from base 1 to 744 and encodes 247 amino acids.